CGCACUUGUCUUGUGCCCCUUGUUUCAGGGAAUCAUGGACCUCCCCGGCGGGUGUGAGAGCGCCGGACACACUGUGACUGUUCCACACACUCGUGCUGCCAGAUCAGCCAAAAGCAAAGCUCCAGCUGUUCCGCCGCCGUCCAAGCGCUUGGAUGGUUCAGGGUUCUCCCGGAGACGCCUGGCGCUUCCACACACCGCCAUGGAGCAGAAGGAGAACGCUGUCGACCAGGAUCUGACCCUCGCUGUGGUCCUUCCAGGAGGGGUGGAGAAGAUGACCACAAUACAGGGAAGCCAGCCCAUGAUGGACUUGUUGGUCAUGCUCUGUGCAAAGUACCACCUGAACCCCUCCAGCCACACCAUUGAGCUUGUUUCAGCGAACAGGAACCACAUAAAGUUCAAGCCUAAUGCCCUGAUAGGCAGUCUGGAGGCAGAGAAGAUCCUAAUCAAACUGAAGGGAACGGAUGACAAAAACAAAAAGACGGGCCCUCAAAUGCCAGAGGCUACUGUGCGCCUGAUAAUAAACCACAAAAAGACCCAGAAGACCAUUCUGAGGGUAAACCCUCGAGUCCCUCUGGAGCAGCUCAUGCCUGCAGUUUGUGAGAAAUGUGAAUUUGAUCCGAAAACUACGGUCUUACUGAGAGAUGUCCAUUCUGACCAGCCUCUGGACUUGGCAAAGUCUCUCAAUGACUAUGGAUUAAGGGAGGUGUAUGCAAAGGACAAUAAAGGAGAGAGUCCUGCUAACUGCCCAGCAUCUCCACUCCACCAAGAAGGUAAAAGCCCACCUGGCAAAGAGAAAAUUGUGAAGGAGAAGGAAAACAGAGGAUUUUUCAGUAUAUUCCGCAGAAGUAAGAAGAAGAACGAUCAGGCGGUGACCUCGAGCGCCCCGGCUUCCCCUGUCUUAAACAAGCGGGCGUCGAGCAGCAUGGCCCCACAGAGCAGACAAGCCCCUGGCUACUGCUCCAACACAAUGCCCUCUGAGGGGUCUAAGAAGAGACGAGCGCCGCUGCCCCCUGUCAUGGCGUCUCUCAGCUUCCCAUCCGACCUCAAUCGGAACCAGAGCGGUACUCAGUCCGGGGCUAUGAUCGAAGGGGAGCAGGUGAAGCCGGCGCUGAGUCGAGGCUCCUCGGAGUCUUCGCUGAAAAGGACGAAGCGGAAGGCUCCUCUACCGCCCGGUACCGUCUCGCAGGAUGAAAUGCCACCGGAGAGGACUGUUCAAGGUACUGGGAAAUUUUUCAUUCACGAUGAAGUGCAGGUAGCAGUGCGUGAUAAUAUCAAGUUACAAGAGAACAGAAGUUUCCCUUGGAGGGGCACCAGUUACACUGUAGGAGUAACACCCCUGAACACCCUGGAGGAGAUCACAGAGCCGGAGGAGAACAUCUGUGCUCCUGCCUUGAACUCCAGCACCGCGAGUGGGGACCAGGAUGUUGACGUCUCGGAGGAUCCUCGCCUCGACAUCGAGGGGCGGAGCUCCGUGCUGUUGGAAGAAGCAGGGAAGGAUCAGCCUAGUGGUCUGUCCACUGAUGGCAAACCAGCCCAGGAUGAUGUGAGCUGCAAGGAACAUCCCAGGGAAACUCUGGACACUGUAGGAACUGGUCUGAACUUUGAACAUUCUGAUGUUGAUUCAAGCCUUUCUGAGGGCAAGCACGCACAGGCAGGUGGUUCGGGAGAAGCGGCUCGGACAUUGAACGUAGAAGAGCAGAAGCUCGGUGCUGGGGUCCCCCUGAAGCCCGCAGCACUGUCUGUCAUGCAGGACUCUGCAGUUCAGGCUUCCCUUGGUCUGCAAGUGGACCCAGUGAGUGAAGAGCAGCCAGAGAGCAUGGGCACACCAGUGGGAAGCCCAGUGCUCACCUCUCUUGGAGUACAGGUGUCCUGUGAUCGCUCGCCACCUGUGGAUUGUCCUGCGCCUGAGCCGUCCUCCUUGAACCCAGCCCGUCUGAGGAAGGACAUGGCCACAUCCACAGAGGAGUUCAGCUCUGGGAAGGCUGUGCCUGUGACACAUCAGCCAGCAGUGGCGCAAGCUCUUGCUGUAGCUUCUGUCAAAGAGUCAGAGUUGAGGCCAAAGCCCUCCGACGAGUUGACCAGGGACUACACGCCAAAGGUUGGACUGACCACCUACACCAUCAUGCCCUUAAAGUCCCGGGAAAAACUUAAGUUCUUCGAAGUAGAGUUGACUCUGGAGGCUCCCAGUAUGAACACCCAUCACGACCGUUCAGCAGGUUCUCCUGAACUUGCAGGAUGUCCCUCACCAAACAGUGGACCUCAGGUCUCAGCAAGUCCCUCUGGACUCCAUAGUCGUUCCUUCUUCCAAACUCCUCCGAUGAGUAAUGGUGCUGUGAUCAGUAAUGGAGCUCAUUGCAGCAGCACAGCCUCGCUCCACUCUUAUGGAAUUCCUCAAGGAGAUGGAAGCUCCAGCGAAUCACCUUCUCCUUCUGGUGGAGGUGUUCAGGCAUAUUCAACGCUGCAGGGCAACCAGAAGAAAAUUCCACCAGCAGUCAAACCUAAGCCAGGCUCUUUUCGCUCACCACAACACAAACAUGCACCAGGGAGUUAUGUAACCUCAGCAGCUGAGAAGGACAUGAGUGACAACACUGCCUGUGGACAGAAGGACCAUCAUGGAAGAUCUCCUGUAGAGUCACCUCUAGAGGUACCUGGGGACAAUGGCUUUCCCCUUCCCCCAUCACCAGUGUGCUUUGAAAAGGCACCAGGUGAGAUCCCUCUGGUUUCAAGGACAUCAGGAGCCACGCUGCCCAAGCUUACACGGCAGUGGAGCGUUCCGGUCAAGGAGAUGCCAGCAGGGCUUGGCGUGGACAAGCUGCGGUGCUUCGCAGCCCCCAAGCCUUAUGCUGCUCCUGCUCCGUCGCGCUUCGCCCAGGCCGUGGCUUCGGCAGUCAGGAGGUCGCGGUCCUUCACGCGGGGCUCCAGCUCCUCCUCCCGCACCUCCGGUACCGGACGAUACUCCGUCAUCGAGCUGAGGGAGCCCUCAAGUGACAUGGAGACUUUCAGUUCAGGAACGAAGGCAACUGAAUUGCAGGAAGCAGAAUAUCCUGGCAGUGCCCGGGAUGGCAACAUACCUGGAAGCGUCCUAGAUGAUGUUAGAAGCCACAGCUUGUAUGGAAGCGCUAUGUUGUGCGGAGACCCAUGUGCAGUGCCUGAAACUUUGCCUGCGCCAGUUGUGAAUGGAAGUUCCGUGCAGGCUGAGCCACUGGGAUAGAGAUUUAUUGCCUGAUAAUUGCCAUAAGGAAGCUGCCAACUAUGUUCUAUCCAGUGACUCGCCCAAGUGGAAUAAAUGUUGAAAUGAGAUUCCUGGCCAGCUUUUGAGAACUUUUUUUGUGUAUAUGUAUUUUGUUUUUAUUUGUACAAUAUUGUUGCAAUAUGUUCAUUACUUGAUGAGUCACUGGUUUCAUAAUUGUAUUUUUGUUGAAAGGCCUGCCUUAUGCUGGGUAACGUAUUUUCAGGUUAAAUUAUUAGCAUAAAAUUUAAGUUGUAAUUUUUAUUCGUAAGAAAUGUAUAUUUAGAGAUUUAAAAUGGUCCUUCUAGGCUGAUAUGAAUUCUGUUUAUUAAUAAAUCUUUAUGAUCAGAUUGUUUUACUCUAGUUUCCAUUUUUGAUUUCCCCCACCCCAGACAACACCAUACA
Scleropages formosus (Asian bonytongue) is the source of this 3634-nucleotide messenger RNA. RefSeq names its product cordon-bleu protein-like 1. Gene Ontology annotation, molecular function: actin monomer binding. Bases 35 to 3211 code for a protein of 1058 amino acids. The transcript is spliced from 14 exons. The record is from RefSeq and is a predicted model, not a curated record. Lineage: Eukaryota; Metazoa; Chordata; Actinopteri; Osteoglossiformes; Osteoglossidae.